GCACUUUGAUGUAUGAUUGGCUGCCGUUCCUCGACGGCGGGUCCCUCCCGCCCAAGGAUAGGCGCAUGCGCGCGUUGUGCCGCACGGUAGCGGAGGCGGAGGGACGAGGGUCCCGCUGCCGUCGGACGGCGCUGGGGGCUAUGGGCAGCGUGCGCUGGGCCUUCCCUUGCGCCGCCUGGCGCCCCUGCCGCCAGGAGUGGCUGCUGGCGGCGCGGCUGGUGCAGCCCGAGGAGAAGGACCGCGUCGGCCAGUUUGUCUUUGCCCGCGAUGCCAAAGCCGCCUUGGCUGGUCGCCUGCUGAUGCGGAAAUUAAUUGCAGAAAAGUUGUGCAUACCUUGGAAUGAAAUAAACUUGCAAAGGACAUCAAAAGGAAAACCUUUCCUGGCAAAUAACAUAUUCAGUAUCUAUUCGAAUUACAACUUCAACGUCUCUCAUCAAGGAGAUUAUGCAGUUCUUGCAGCUGAGCCUGAGCUUCAAGUUGGCAUUGAUAUUAUGAAGACUAAUUUACCAGGUAGUAGCUCAAUUCCAAAUUUCUUUCACAUCAUGAAGCGGCAGUUUACUGAAACAGAGUGGGAUGUAAUCAAGUCUAUGAGUAAUGAAUGGAUGCAGCUGGAUAUGUUUCAUCGGCACUGGGCCUUAAAGGAAAGCUUCUUAAAGGCUAUUGGAGUCGGAAUUGGCUUUAACUUGCAAAGAAUUGAAUUUAAUGUGUCCCCAUUGCAACUGGAAAUAGGGAAGGUGUAUAAGGAGACAAAAAUGCUUCUGGAUGGAGAUAAAGAAGAAGAGUGGACAUUUGAGGAAACUCGGUUAGAUGACCAUCAUCAUGUUGCAGUGGCUCUCGGCAAACAGGAGGGAUUUGGACAGAAGCAUUCUGAUGUAUGUUCCAUGGAGCCUAACCAACCACAGUUUAUAGUAUUGACUUUUGAAGAUUUAGUUGCAUCUGGUAUUCCAGUCACACCUGAGGAUUCUGCAUAUUGGGAUAAUUUUUGUUCUAAGCAGGAGAGUCCAGUGAAACAGAAUUCACAUUCAAGAUCAGAAUGCUUAUAAGAAAAAGAAAAUUGUCAAAGUUUUUAUGCUGGUACUCUACAUAAUUCAGCGUGUGGGAAUAAGUGCACAUGUGUAAAUAAAACAUGCCUGUCCUUAUUUAAACUAACAGUAUGAUUUUCACCUUUUUAAAAUUGACAUUCUUUAUCAAUAUCUUAAGGAAGAUGCGUGUUUCCUCGCUGAAGGAAUUCUGAGUGAAAAGUCUAAGCUGGCUGCAUGCUUUUUUGCUUUUCCAUGCCUGUGGUUCUUACACUUCAGUAAUGACCCAUGCUAGGAACAGGGAGCAGAGCUACGAUAAUGUUGUCAAUUAGUCAACAAGUGUUUAAUAUAUAAAAAUGUGUUUCAAUACUUCAUUUAUGCUGAAGCUUAAAUUAUGAUGCUGCCUUUUCUCUUACAAAAAUAAUAGGUUUACUCUCAGGUGGCUGAAUAAAGCCAGAAGAAUUGGUACAAAUCUUUUUGCUGUUGCUGUAUGGUGCAAGUGUUUGUACAACACUUUGUGUAAUAGCAGGCCGAAGAAGUCUGAAUCUUGGUAUCCUGGAACUACAUCUGUGCAAAACUAGUUUGAGGCAGGGAAUUAUAAGUAUUUCAUAUCCUUUUCACUUACAAUCUUUGUUAAUUAAAGCUUCCUGUAUGUAACUUAGGAAUUAAUUUUUAACAGUUCUUUUUGUAUUUUUUCCCCUCAGCAACAGAUAUGAGCCAAACAGCAGUUCAGUUUUCCUAGACUUGCAUUUACAUCUGUACUGUCCUAGACGCUAAGUCAUGGGGGGGGGGCGACAAACAAAAAAACCCUAUUUACAUUUUUCCAAAUAGGCUUGUAACAUCUGAAGACAGGAUAUUUUAUUGUCUUACAGUGAAUUAAAAUUUCUGGAGAUCUGUAGAUCUUGAGUACACCUUUAGAGUAUUUGUAUUCUUUUUCAAAACAAAUCCUAUUUUGUGCCAUUACCUCUCACUUUUUCUAGAAGUCAUAGAUCUGUUAUGGUCCAUCUAAAUGUAAGGAUAUGUACUGAACAGAAUGAGUCAUACUGAAUGGAAUGAUUUUCACAACUAAAAAGAGUUCAUUUCUGUCCUACAGUUAAACAUAGAUCUUCAGUGACUUCAGGUUUGCGUACAACUUGGCUGCACCCUGUAUUCUGACUAAAGGAGAAUCUACGUGUAGUGUAACCAUUGAAACCAUGCCUUAUUACAAAGAUAAAGAAAAGGUUUAGAGAGAGAAGGAUAUGAGUUCCACAAUAUCAUACAAGCUUUUGGAAUUUUGUUGCAGAUAAUUCUGAAUUCAAAUAUGCUGUUAAACUUUCCUACUUCUGCCAGUUCUGAUUAAUAUUUUCGUUUCCAUUUCAGUGACUCUCUCAUCUUGCAUGCUAAUCAUAGUUUUUGGUGUUUUGCUUUUUUCCUCCAAAACUGCAAAUCAGUGAAGCAGCAACUCUUCUCUCCAGACUCCACAGGGGUUAAAUUAGAUGUUCAGUAACUUCAAAGCUGAAGUUAACAGAAAUACAGAGUAAUUUAUAUACAAAUUGUAAGUCAAGUAUUCCAGACUGUUUUUUUUAAAUGAAAUACAACUUGAGAGAAAUAGUUGGCACUCCAUGGAGGCCAGAAAAGGCUAUUCAGUGGGUAUGUAAUUCUAACACUUACUGGUGUAGGAUAUUUUUAACUGAUUCAGUUGACUCUGUCUUAUUCUGUUCUACCUGAAGUGUACUGUAAUCCCAGAUGGGCAAGCACAUGAAGGUGCUUAAGAGCUGAGAUAAACUAGAAGCAUUGCCAAGCUGAAAGAAAGGACUUGUUCUGCCACAGGUUUAGGAAGUCUGCCGAAUAAGGAGGCUUGUUCAGAGUAUGAGAGGCUGGAGAGUGCUGAGCUCCAUGGCUGGCUGGCUGGCUGUUAAGUGGUACAGUACAUGCCAAUCCUCACCAGUCACUGAGGACCCCAUCAAUUGCAGCUGUACCAGCCAGUUAAAAUUGCCAACUUUUUUGCUGGGACAAUUAAAUGAACUGCAAAUAUGGAGUGAGAUGAAUAGGAGAUUUUCAGAUCUGGGGAUAUUUCUGGGUAUAAAGGAAUUCAUUUCAUAUUAGAGAUUAGUUAUUUUUGCCUAGUGACAGUGUCUCAAAACCGAAUUUUUCUCUCAUUGGAAAGAGUUUAAAAAGUUUUACUGAAAUUAUUUAUAAUAAUGUUUUUGCAUAUAUGUAGAGGACAAACCAAUUCUGUUAAAUUAGAAAAUUACACUUGGUUUGCUUGCCAGGAAUAUGAUAAUUUUCAGGUCUGUAUCUAAUUAGAAAGGUUAGAAAAACAAAGGAGUUUGUUUUGGUUAGCUUUCCAUGAAAUAAAAGCAUAGAUUCUAACAGUCCAGACAGAAUCAUCUAGAAGAUUGCAGGUCCUCAUGUUAUGAUUUUUUCCAUGUCUUUGAUUUACACUGAGCUAUUUGGAAAAAAAAGGUUAAUCUUUUUUUUUUUUUUUUUUUUUAACCUUAGGUAGCAGUAAGGUUAGUUGAUGGUAGUGCCUUGUGAAGAGCCGCUUGAGUCAGGUGGUUUAGUGUCAGUGCAAACGGACAGAAGUUUUACACUUGGUUUUACCACUGUGGAAAAGAGCAGCUGCAUAGUUAUGGCUUUAUCAGCUAAAAGCAUGCUGCUAAAAGGCCAGCAAGACACUCUGACUCUUUAUGAAUGUGAAUGAUCCUUCUUAAAGUCAUCAGAAUUUUUUUAUGGGCAUCUGUGUACUGCAGAGGCAUGUAUUGAAAUAAAUGUUGCCAGUGUGUACAGAUGACUUAUGUAAUCUCACAGCUCUAAGAUAUUUUUUUAAUUAUUUCACACACUUUAUUUAUUUAUUAUACUUUCCCUUAUAUGAAAAACUGAGCCCUGUAUCCAUACAUGGCCAUAACACUGGCUUCCUUGCAUUUCCUCAGAAUACAGUCUUAAUGUCCAUAGUGUCACUGCUGUUUUUAGAAAUACUGGUCCAGCACAGCUCCAGCUUCCCUCACUAAUUGAUGUUGUUGGCCCAGUCCAGUGCAGAUGAGCUGAUCUUUGCUGGUCUCCCAUCACUCUUCUAUCUGCAACAAAUUUCCCAGUUACGUCUAGAAGCCCUCUGCCCUUCAGGUUCCUUCUCUAGAGCUCCAUUCCUUUAUCUGUUUUGUUUUCUAUAUACUGCCCUAGACAUGACCGUAUCACAUACCUGGAUUCUAAAGAGUAAGAAGCUGCAGAAGCACAAGCUCUGCUCCACGUGAGCCUUUCCCAGCAGGGGCUGUGACUAGGUAGUCUUUUUCCCUAUGGAACAGGAUUCACCAGCCUCCCUGUUACUCAAGUACAGAUUCAGAUCCUAGAUCAGAUCUGCUGCCCUAGACUGUGGAUCAACGUAGUGUUUCUGAGGAGUAGCUAUUAAUAGUCUGACCUAAAAAAUUUUUAAAAAGUUCCGGUCUUCAGUGAACAGAUUGUCAAAAGUGAAUAAAUGUGUCUUAGUUUGGAUAUAUUGUCAUGUUUAAACUUUUGUUUAUCUUGCAUAAAAAUUAUUAGAGUGGUUAGGAAUUUCAGAGGAUAAAAUUGUUCAAGACAAUUUGCAGCUGUGUGACAAGAGACUGGUGCCAUUUGAUGUGAAAAUCUGUAACUUUGAAAAGUGGAUCAUAGGAAUUCACUCUUAGCCUUUCACAAAGUCUGUAAACCUAUGCAAGAUAUAUAUCGUUACUAUAUUAUGGGAUCAAAUGCACUGAUGUUAAUCAAAUGUACUUAUCUUAGACAAGAAAUCAUAGAUGUAGCAGCAAAAGUAGUGUAAAUAUGGUUGUAAUCUAUAUGUUCUUGUAAACAUUCAGGCAGCAGCUGACUGCAAUAAAGCCAUGAUCUACAAAGAAAAUCCAGAUAGGAAGUAAAAGAUAGCUAUUCAAGUGAGCAUAGGCUGUCUCUUUGUUGGAGCUUUACAAGAUUAUAGUGCUACAUUCUACAAAGAUGCUAAGUGGUGCUUGGGCACAAUUGAUCCAACCAAGUCUAAAACAGUGAUUUAGAUUUUCCUCCUUAACUGCUGCCUAAUUCUGCAGGUGGCUGGACAUGCUAAUUUGCGCUUCAUGUUCCUCCAGAAUAUGGAUAUUUUGGAUUGCUCUACAUUAUGUAUAAAAUGUAAGCGUGAAAGUAAAUUCUGACUUCUUCUCAAAAGAGCCAACAUUUUAAAAGUUUGUUUUUUUUUUUUCAAAAAGUCACUUUUUGUAAAAUGUUAUCUUCUUGUGCUGUAUGUACAGUUUUUUGUGGCCAGAUACUAUGUAUGACUCCUAUUUCUGAUAAGAUUGAGUUUAAUUUCUUUCUUGAAAUAAAAAGUGGGUUAUUUUAUGUUUGUGCUCUGAUUUUGUGUUGUCUAUUUAUGGUUCUACCUUUCUCAGUUAUUUUUUUUAUCUCACUAUUAUUUAGAUCCAGACAUAGGUGGGAUUACUGAAACAGUUGCCUAACACUCCUUUGUUAUUUUUGAAACAAUUUCUGGGAACUCAGAGCUGUAUACCCUUAGUGACAUCCUUUAGAUGAAUCGUGAAACAAAGGUCUGGAUCAGCUGUCCACUCUCUGGCAUUUUUAUAAGACUAGGUGUGUUCAGGUCUGUCUUCCGUGACAAAGACACUCCCUGGUUUCUUCCUGCAAUUUUAAUUUAACAAUGUGCAACCUAGUUUCUUGACAUAACUAUGACAUAAUGUUUGUGUAUUCUAUGUUAGAGUGAGUGUCUCCUCAUUUGGUCUAAAUUGCAAUAGUGUGAGGUUUAAUGCUUGUAGGAAGAUAAUGUAUUUUCAAAUGCAAGGCUACACUGUUGUAUAGUGUUACUUACGUAAGGAAAUUUCUGACGAAUUUUUUUUGGAACUAUGUUGUAGAACAUGAAGGUUCUUUAUGUUGUAGUAGGAGCUUAUUCACACAGAAAAAGCAGUUUUGCUUGCACAAGGGUUUUCUUUAAAACCCUUGAAAAAUUGUUUUGGAUUUAUAAGGGAUGAAAACAGUAAGAAAAUGGGUUUUUCAGUUGAAAUGCAUCUUUGAUCGUCCAACAUCUAGAGGUACCUAGACACCUUUAUUUCUACUUUACAAAGCAGUGAAGAAGCACUAUCGUACUUCAAAGUGUUAGAGAAGCUGCCCAGCAUCCCGCCGUAUAAAGAUGUAUUCUUCAUAGCGCAAAUAGAAAAGUAUCUACAAUAAAUGUGUAUAAUCUGUUAGGAAACAGUUUGCAUCACUACUAACAACUGAAUAGUUGAAUUUGAAUACAUUUUAAAGCUGUUUUUUUAUGUUUUCAGUGGCUAUCAGCCCAACAAGAGAAGGAAUGGCUUGGGUUGGGGCAUGGUGUCUAGAUGUUGUCACAUCCAACUUGCUCUACGUAUAACUAAUGAAGUCUAAUUCUUCAAACUGAACUAGGUGGGAGCUUCUAAUGAUUAAAGGUUUUAUCCAGUGGCUAUUGCAAAACAUAUGAGCAGCCAUGGUAACAGGAUACAAAAUCCCAAACUUUUUAUUCUCCUGCCAAAGUCUUAUUCAAGUGCUAAUUUCAAACUUUCAUUUCUUGUUUCUUGGUUGCUAGGAAUCUUACUGAUUAGUAACCCUGCCUAUAUCAGCCUAUAACCUGCUGAUCAAAUUUGUUUCUGAAAAGGGGAUACAUUUUUCUUAUGCUGAGGAGGAUUCUGAAGGAGUUUCUACCCUUUAAUCAAAGUUUUAAUCCUCUGAAUAAAGAAUUUUAAGUCAUUGCUUUGCAGAUGUGUUCAAGGCAAGUGCACAUCUGCCACAAAAAAAAAGGUAUAGGUCCUACUGAAGGCAAGCUUUUUUUUUGAAGUUCCAAGCUUAGAAAUGCUGUGUGUUAAAUGUACUUAAAAGGUUUGCCAGACUGCUUGUCAGAUAUGUACUAGGGAUUUAGGGGUGCCUAUUGAACAUCUUGAGCAGGCUUAGGGCAGGAAGCAAACACCGAGGUUCCCAGCUAUAAGCAAGGUGUAAUGGCAGACCUGUAUGCAAUACCAGAGCUUGGAAGGACUGAUGGAGCUUUGGGAAAUGGUAACGUUCUCAUGAAUGGCAAAGCUAUAAAGGACUUGGGUGUGCUUUUCUUCAGGUUCAUAUUUUUAGGUUUUGAUAGCUGUGUUGUAGAUGUAUAAAUGUCUCACUUUGGAUUUGAUUAUUACCCCAUUAAGUUACUCAGGCGUUUAAGUCUAGUCAGAUACUCCACAAGGGCACUGAGAUUUUGAUUGUGUCAGGAUUUGAGGACUUAGCUGAGUGUGAAGCACCUGAAUAAGCAGGUGCAUCAAUUCCAUCCUGUUUCUGUGUGUAUCGGUAUGCCUUGUGCUGUGCCCUUGGUACCACAGGACCUCUAAUGCAUCUGCCUGAGGUACCCUUUGCUGCAACAACUUUUAAUGGGCUAGUCCCAGCAUGCUGAAAAUUCCUGCUGGCAGGUUGUUGUCACUGAGCUGACAAGAAAAUGUUUUGGUAUCAUCACCAAAAAGUGGUGCAAUGUUUCCCUAGUAAAUUAAUGGAAAAGAUGAGUCAAGGAAUUAUAUGUGAAGACCUUAAUGUUGUACUGCAAGUAAUAAGGGGAAAUAAAUGUAAAAGAUAAGUUGAAAGUGUAUUAAUGCUAGCUUUUAAGUCACAAAGAGAAGUUCUUAGUUCUGCUUUGCUCUAAGGUGUCAAAGCAGCUGAAAUUAUUUCAAUCCUUUUAUUUGGGUUUCUUUUUUUUCUCCUCAAGGUUAAAUAGUAGUAUCCAUAUUACACACUUCCAAAAUUCCUGUUAAGGUUUUCCAACUAUCUAGUGAAUUCUUGUCAUAGUAUUUUAAUGUUUCAAGCCUUGGUUCGGUGUUCUAAAAAGUUGCUUUCCUUUAAUCUUGAAAUAGGCUGAAGUUCACUCAGUUAGCCAGUCACAUCCAUUUUAUCCAUGGGAAUCUCUGACCAGAGGCAGAAAGCAGGAGCUUGGACUGCCCCUAAAUUCACACACAGGGUAGCCACUCACCCAUUUUCCUGCUCAACCAUACCUUGUGCAUCCAGGAUCCUCUAUGCCUGUGGAAACUGUUAGCUGCCCAGGCAGGAUGUGUUUGUAGCCCUUUCCAUUGAUACAGCAUUGCUAAGGGGUGGCAAAGGCUGGAGUCAGAUGGUGUGUCUCAGAUGUUUUCACAAAAAUACUUCAGUGUCGUGGUUUAAGCCCAGCCAGCAACUAAGCACCAUGCAGCCGCUCGCUCACUCCCCUCCACCCAGUGGGAUGGGGGAGAGAAUCGGAAGGAAAAAGGUAAAACUUGUGGGUUGAGAUAAGAACAGUUUAAUAGAACGGAAAGGAAGAAAAUAAUAAUGAUAAUAAUAACAAUAAUGACAACACUAAUAAAGGAAUUGGAAUAUACAAAACAAGUGAUGCACAAUGCAAUUGCUCACCACUAGCCAACCGAUGCCCACUUAGUUUCAGAGCAGUGAUCCCUCCCAGCCCCACUCCCCCCAGUUUAUAUACUGACGUCACAUGGUAUGGAAUACCCCUUUGGCCAGUUUUGGUCAGCUGCCCUGGCUGUGUCCCCUCCCAAAUUCUUGUGCGCCUCCAGCCUUCUUGCUGGCUGGACAUGAGAAGCUGAAUAAUCCUUGACUUAAUAUAAACACUGCUUAGCAACAACUGAAAACAUCAGUGUGUUAUCAACAUUCUUCUCAUACCAAAUCCAAGACAUAACACUAUACCAGCUACUAGAAAGAAAAUUAACUCUAUCCCAGCCAAAACCAGGACAAUCAGCAGAAGCAAGAGCUUGACAGAGUGCAGCACUUCAUCCAACCUGCUGCUGCUUGAGCAGCCAGUGGUUAUUCAGUUGUUCAAUGCAACUGUUUUAGUCAGAGGAGAGUACAUGUUCCUGUUGUAAUGGCUCUUAAGCUCAUUAUUUCUUGAAUUAACUCACUCAGUCGAGUGACGUCAGUACUUGAUGUCACUGAAUAUUAAACUCUCAAUUGCAUGACUGAUAAUCAGUUUUGAUUUUAUUUCUAGUGCCGAAGCUAAUGCUUCUGCCCCAUAAAUUUACUAAUGGCUGUUCUCGCCAAUGUUUGCAAUUUUUGCCAUAAUAUCGAUGUACUGCUGGUUUUGGCUUUAAGGCAUCGUAGGUGGCAAUCCUAAUAAUCAGUGCAGAAGGGAAGUGCAAAAAGGCUAACAAAAACAUGAAUGAUCUUUAUGAUUACAGAUUUUAUAUAUCAUGCAUGAUGCGUAUUGUAUUCUGUAUAUGUAACGUAUUAACAAUGUUAUAUAAUAAUUUUAUAAAUGUAUUAUAUAUUUAUACAUGUAGACUUACAUAUAUAUGCACACACUGUAUUACAAUAUCAUAUCUUUCAAUUAAGGAUAGGCCUGUAUUUCCUCUGCAGUUUGUAUAGGCUAAGUACCCAGAUGUGGUUAAAAAAAUGCAUAUUUUUCAUUGUAGAAUGGUGUUUGAUAUAUUUAAAUGGCUGCCUAUUAAAAUUACUUUGAGUUUGCAUUUGAAACAGCACACAGGCAAAAAUCUGAAAAUACUACCUUGAAAGUAUUUUCCCUUUAAGGUGAAUAUCCUGUAUUUUCUCAGCUUCAGCAGCAUAGUCUUCUGUAAUUUAGCACUGCUGCCAUCAGGUGAGUGGAUUCUUGGCCCAUCUUUCAGCUGAUUGUACAAUGUGCUCCUCAUCCUCAUUGAGAGCUUUUGUGAAAGGUACAGUGAACUGCUUAUUCAAUGAGGUCACUGGUCUCUUUGUAAGAGAAAUGGAAUUUUCCUGCAAGUUCAAACACUGUCUACUGAAUAGAGUAAUAUUCUCAGCAAGCAGUGUUUACUAGCUACGUAAAAGCAUUUUGUUAAUCUUGUGACAGUUACGUGACCUACAAUUACUUAGCUACCUAUAUAACAUUAGGAAAAUGUAUUGGAUUAAUUUUGUACAGUAAAACUGUGUGUGGGUAAAGGUGGUACUUCAGUUGUGUACACGCUUAUACCAUAAUUAAAAUUCUCAUGUGAGUGAAAACAGUGUAUUACAAAGAGACUGAUCUUUCUGAUAUCAUUGUUUCUGCCUAAUUGCUUGUUAGGAUCUUUAGAUGAUUGGCCAUGUUAAUUUAGAAUGUUUUCCCUAAAGUGCAGUAGGUUAUUUAUUUGCAUUUAAACUGGGGCAGGCAGGCAGCUCCUACUUGCAGAAAUCAUUGUUAUCUUUCCAUUACCUUUCAGGACAAAAAGAAUAGCAAACUGCUCAUGGCGGUGGAGCACACUGGUUUCAGUUGGCUUGAGUAAAGUCAGAUAAGCUGGCCGUAGAGCUAUGUAACAUUGGUCAUGUAAAUGCCUUUAAGUAAUCAGAAAAUAAAUUUAUCUUCUGAGAUGACUCAUCACUUAAAAGAGGGAAGAAAGUAAUGUCAGCUGAAGGCAGUAAUUUUUCCCAGAGUAAAGGGCUGCUGAAAUAGUGAAGAAACCUUGUAUGUGCCAGCAAUUUUAAAAUAUAUCUGAUUAAUUUAUAAAAGUCAAUUAGGGGACUUCUGAAACAGCGUGAUAGAAUUAUUAUGGGGUUUGGUUUUGGUUUUUGGCACGACAGCAGUUUGAGUGCAGCACUGAUUGAGUUGUUGAGUUUGUAUAAACAGGCUUUUAAAGGGAAAUAAAAAUGCAGUUGCAUUAAAAUUUAAA
Messenger RNA from Harpia harpyja (harpy eagle), 10588 nucleotides. RefSeq names its product aminoadipate-semialdehyde dehydrogenase-phosphopantetheinyl transferase (gene AASDHPPT). Lineage: Eukaryota; Metazoa; Chordata; Aves; Accipitriformes; Accipitridae. The record is from RefSeq and is a predicted model, not a curated record. Gene Ontology annotation, molecular function: magnesium ion binding; holo-[acyl-carrier-protein] synthase activity. Gene Ontology annotation, cellular component: cytosol. The coding region runs from base 9 to 1043 and encodes 344 amino acids. The transcript is spliced from 6 exons.